Molecule: messenger RNA, 1716 nt
Organism: Eptesicus fuscus (big brown bat)
Lineage: Eukaryota; Metazoa; Chordata; Mammalia; Chiroptera; Vespertilionidae
Gene: ASIC1
Product: acid sensing ion channel subunit 1
Exons: 10
Coding region: 10-1716 (568 amino acids)
Biological process (GO): sodium ion transmembrane transport
Cellular component (GO): membrane
Source: RefSeq, a predicted model, not a curated record
CUGGUGAAGAUGCCAAUCCAGAUCUUCUGCUCUGUGUCAUUCUCCUCUGGAAAGGAGGCCCCCGGGCCCUUGGGAGAUGUUCAGGGUCCCCAGCAGCAGCAGCAGCAGCAGCAGCAGCAGCAGCAGCAGCGAGACAGCUCAGAGUCCGAAGAAGAGGAAGAAGAGAAGGAAAAGGAGGCACCCAGGAAGGAGGCCAGAGAGGGGGAUUUGCCCGAGGACUUGGUGGCCUUCGCCAGCAGCUGCACCCUCCAUGGUGCCAACCACAUAUUUGUGGAAGGGGGUCCAGGGCCGAGGCAGGCCCUGUGGGCAGUGGCCUUUGUCCUGGCACUGGGGGCCUUCCUGUGCCAGGUAGGAGACCGAGUUGCCUAUUACCUCAGCUACCCUCACGUGACUCUGCUGGACGAGGUGGCCACCUCGGAGCUGGCCUUCCCGGCGGUCACCCUCUGCAACACCAAUGCCGUGCGGCUGUCCCAGCUCAGCUACCCUGACCUGCUCUACCUGGCCCCGAUGCUGGGGAUGGACGAAAGUGACGACCCUGGGGUGCCCCUUGCCCCCCCAGGGCCCGAGGCCUUCUCUGGGGAGCCUUUUAACCUGCACCGCUUCUACAAUCGCUCCUGCCACCGGCUGGAGGACAUGCUGCUCUAUUGCUCCUACUGUGGGGGGCCCUGCGGCCCUCACAACUUCUCAGUGGUCUUCACACGGUACGGAAAGUGCUACACGUUCAACUCUGGCCGAGACGGGCGUCCACCGCUGAAGACCAUGAAGGGUGGGACGGGCAAUGGACUGGAGAUCAUGCUAGACAUCCAGCAGGACGAGUACCUGCCCGUAUGGGGGGAGACUGACGAGACGUCCUUCGAAGCUGGCAUCAAAGUGCAGAUCCACAGUCAGGAUGAACCUCCCUUCAUCGACCAGCUGGGCUUUGGUGUGGCCCCGGGGUUCCAGACCUUUGUGGCCUGCCAGGAGCAGAGGCAGCUCAUCUACCUGCCCCCGCCCUGGGGCACCUGCAAAGCUGUUACCAUGGACUCGGAUUUCUUCGACUCCUACAGCAUUACCGCCUGCCGCAUCGACUGUGAGACCCGCUACCUGGUGGAGAACUGUAACUGCCGCAUGGUGCACAUGCCAGGGGACGCCCCAUACUGCACUCCAGAGCAGUACAAGGAGUGUGCGGAUCCUGCUCUGGACUUCCUGGUGGAGAAGGACCAGGAGUACUGUGUGUGUGAAAUGCCCUGCAAUCUGACCCGCUAUGCCAAGGAGCUGUCCAUGGUCAAGAUCCCCAGCAAAGCAUCAGCCAAAUACCUGGCCAAGAAGUUCAACAAGUCUGAGCAGUACAUAGGGGAGAACAUCCUGGUGCUGGACAUUUUCUUUGAAGUUCUCAACUAUGAGACCAUUGAACAGAAGAAGGCCUAUGAGAUUGCAGGGCUCCUGGGUGACAUUGGGGGCCAGAUGGGGCUGUUCAUUGGCGCCAGCAUCCUCACGGUGCUGGAGCUCUUUGACUACGCCUAUGAGGUCAUUAAGCACAAGUUGUGCAGACGAGGCAAGUGCCAGAAGGAGGCCAAAAGGAGCAGCGCAGACAAGGGUGUGGCCCUCAGCCUGGAUGACGUCAAAAGACACAACCCAUGUGAGAGCCUGCGGGGCCAUCCUGCUGGGAUGACGUAUGCUGCCAACAUCCUACCUCACCAUCCGGCCCGCGGCACUUUUGAGGACUUCACCUGCUGA